CUUGCUGUGGUCGCCAGAACAAGGAAAGACAGAGGCUCAUAAAGACUACAUAAGAUUUGCAGGCUAGGUGCAGAAAUGGAGCCAGGAUCUAUAGUCAGUGCUGUGCGGAGCCAGAGGGUUUUGUGUGGAGAGGAAAUUCGACCUGCAGUCAUCUUUAUAAAAGAAGAAAAGAUUCAUAGCAUUCUGCCUGAUCCUGGAGCUUCAGUGCACACAGCUGGAGAGGUAUUGGAUGUGGGUAACAGUCUGGUAAUGCCAGGUAUAGUGGACUGUCAUGUUCAUGUGAAUGAACCAGGACGUACAAAUUGGGAGGGUUACUGGACCGCCACACAAGCAGCUGCUGCUGGAGGGGUGACUACUAUUGUAGACAUGCCCUUAAACAGCAUCCCACCAACUACCACUCUUGGAAACUUUCAAGAGAAGCUGCAUGCUGCUACUGGACAGUGUUUUGUAGACACCGCAUUCUGGGGAGGGGUCAUCCCUGGCAACCAACUGGAGCUGAGGCCGAUGGCCCAGGCAGGUGUGGCCGGGUUUAAGUGCUUUCUGAUUCACAGUGGAGUGGAUGAGUUUCCUCAUGUGAGUGACAGUGAUCUGCAUGCAGCUAUGAAAGAGCUCCAGGGCACAGACAGCGUUCUGCUGUUUCAUGCCGAGCGAGAAGUCCAGCAUCCAGUUGCUGACGAGGGAGAUCCAUGUGAAUACUCCACCUUCCUGAGGUCCAGACCUGACAUCAUGGAAUUUGAGGCCAUCCGCACUGUCACUCAACUCUGCCUACAGUAUCAAGUGCGUUGCCACAUUGUGCACCUGUCAUCAGCCCAGCCUCUCGAGCUUAUCAGGGCUGCCAGACAGGCUGGAGCUCCUCUGACUGUGGAGACCACACAUCACUACCUCAACCUGUCCUCCGAGAACAUCCCAGCAUGGGCCACUCAGUUUAAAUGCUGCCCUCCUAUCCGAGACACAGCCAACCAGGAGCUCUUGUGGUCUGCACUUAAAGCUGGGGACAUUGACAUGGUUGUGUCAGAUCACUCACCCUGCACGCCUGACCUCAAGUGUUUGGACAAUGGGGAUUUCAUGCAGGCGUGGGGAGGGAUCUCUUCUCUGCAAUUUGGUUUAUCUCUGUUCUGGACCUCAGCUUCUAAAAGAGGUUUUUCACUUUCCGACGCAGUAAGACUCUUGUGUAAAGAGCCUGCUCAACUCUGUCACCUUGACAACCAAAAAGGGAGUCUCAUUCCAGGUCACGAUGCAGACUUAGUCAUUUGGGAUCCAGAAAAAGAGUUUACGGUGACAGGGGACAAUGUUCAUCACAAAAACAAAUUGACGCCAUACCUUGGCCUUGCUCUGCAAGGGGAGGUGAAGGGCACUAUAGUCCGAGGUAGGCUGGUUUACAGUCAUGGCUCUUUUAGUUCUCAGCCCCUGGGGAAGCAUCUGCUCAUUCAGCACAAGACACAGAACUCUCUGUGAAUAUAUACAGCACAUUACUCUUGCAUCUUUCCAUAUACUCACUGUGAUGUGCUACAGUGCUGAUGCUACUAUAUAUACGUAUUAUAUUAUAUUUAAUUAGCCAUUUAUUUUAAUUAUUGUGCUUUUAAUAAAGUAGCCUAUUACUGUCUUUAAAAAAAUUAUCUAAUGACUGAUGUAUAUUAAUAAAACAUAAUAAUAAAACAAAAUUGUUAAUGAUUUAAAAAAAUUAAUAACUUGAAUAAUCUAUUGAAAUCAUUACUUGCAGUACAUUACAAUAAAAAUAUCACUGAUGCUUGACAUUGAUAUGAAAACAUGAAUGAUCAAAUACAAGUGUUUAUCAUCAGCCCCUAAAAGUAUUCAGACACUUAAGUAACACAUAGAAUGUAUGAGUUUCAUUGAAUUAGAAACAAAAUAUCAAACGCAGUGGCAUCUGCAAACAAUUUGUCCUGGACAUUUUCUCAAAACUAUUGUGCUUUUAAUUAAGUAUUACUGUAAGACCAAAAUCAUCUAUUAAUUUUACAAAAAUGUCAUUGUUAAUGAUUAAAAAAAAAAUAGUAUUGAAUAAAACAAAUAAACUUUAAAUAAUGCUUAA
Messenger RNA from Myxocyprinus asiaticus (Chinese sucker), 2047 nucleotides. RefSeq names its product Allantoinase, mitochondrial. Gene Ontology annotation, molecular function: cobalt ion binding; zinc ion binding; allantoinase activity. Bases 76 to 1455 code for a protein of 459 amino acids. The record is from RefSeq and is a predicted model, not a curated record. Lineage: Eukaryota; Metazoa; Chordata; Actinopteri; Cypriniformes; Catostomidae. The transcript has 11 exons. Gene Ontology annotation, cellular component: cytoplasm. Gene Ontology annotation, biological process: allantoin catabolic process; purine nucleobase catabolic process.